This is a messenger RNA of Ornithodoros turicata, 877 nucleotides long. RefSeq lists its product as uncharacterized. The coding region runs from base 171 to 572 and encodes 133 amino acids. Lineage: Eukaryota; Metazoa; Arthropoda; Arachnida; Ixodida; Argasidae. The record is from RefSeq and is a predicted model, not a curated record. The transcript has 11 exons.
GUACGUCACGCGUUCAUGAUCUUUCAUUCUGUGGAUGUAGUACGAUUCAUUGUGCGACCUCGUUUUGCAGAAAUAUCCGCCUCAACAUAAAGUGCUGGUCCUGGGGUUUCUUCAACACUGAGUUGGAGCCUCGAACAUUUCUUGAAAUUUUACUUGAACUGUGUCAUCAGAUGACAGCCAUGUCCGGUUCUACCGCGGCACUGGAAACGCAAAGCGCUCAGGUGUCGGCAGCUUCCGACUUGGGAACGGCAAGUGCUCAGGCGUCGGAAGCAGUUAUAGGCCCGGAAGUUGCUCCCGCUCCUGCUGAACGUCCUGAUGAAGUAAACCUCGUCGAUGAACGCUCCUCUGAGCGGGCUGUGUCAACACCACCUACAUACACAAGGCCCCUCCGCAGCUCCGUGACGUCACCCUAUGCCGUCCGUCGGCAAGCCAACAAUGGCGUCCGCUUGCUGUGGUUGCGUUCGGCAGCGAUGCUAUUUCGAAGACGAAUUCACCCGUUUUCUCGAUGUGAAACAGCGAACGAGCGUGUACUUCCGAAGAAUAGGAUCCUACUGCAGUGUCUGUGCCCAUAACUUACGGAAUAAUUGCGUACACAGCGGCAAGCCCAGCGACUUACAACUUCUGCUGCUAAGAGUACACGAAAGCACGAAUAAAGCGACUUCAUCAGAAGGCCUGGUGUUGGCCUGUGUAUUACUUCUUCUUGCAAUGGUUAUCCUCGUCAUCGCCGCAAGAACCUGGAUGCUCUUCAAGCAAGAUUCAGGAGACAUCCAUCAUCGAGUCCCAUCGACGACGCCAAAUGUCAUACAUGGCACAUCCAAUACAACGCAGGAUACGACGACGCCAAAACUCACACGUAGCACAACCACCACAACAAGUA